UCACUCACAAAUAAUUCGUCAAUUAUUUGUGAGCAAAAUUGAUUUUCUUCAUCAUUUUAGUGUGUAGAAGGCGCUUUGGCAGGCGAACAAGAACAUAAUUGAAAAUAUAGUUUCUCAAUCUUUACAUGUUUCCAAACACAAUAUUCUCAUAUUUAUAAGGAAUCAUAUUCCAGGGAAUCGUGAAUCUCAGAAAUCAUAAUCCAAGAAAUUAUUUUUGGUGAUAACUUUACUUUUCUGCCAAACAAACAUGGCCUUAGUCUGAAAAAAGCCAAUAAAUUUACUUGUUAUCUCCAAAAGUUAUUCAAAUGAUAUGUUCAUUACUUUGCGUACCAAGCAUGAAAAACGGUUUAUGAUGGAUAACGAAUUGGACAUCUCAAUACCUUAGAAAAAAAAUUAAAUUAAACUCAACCACAAAGAAAGGUCCUCUGCAAUUUGCAUAAUAAAAAUGGAAAAAGAUCAGAAGAAGAAGCAUGUUUUUCGACUCAAUACAUUCAUUUUACUACUUUCCCUCCCUUUGCUCGGCUUUGGUCUCGAUUUCUCCGUAUUCGGGCAGAGAAUUUCCUUGAGUAAACACUUUUUCGGCGGCAAAACCGCCGUGAAGAAGACGGUGGAUGAGAAGGAAUUUAUCAAAUUUCAUGUAUCAAGACUAGUUCGAGGGGAGGAUCGUAAGAAACUUGAUGAGACGGGCUUCGCCUGCGACACGGCAAUCCAUUCCAUCCACUGCGUAUCCACUAAACCCGUAAGAAUCGACACACGGAACAUGACCGUGUACAUACCCUCCGGUUGGGACUCGCAGAACGAGACGUCUAUCCAGCCGUACGGGCGACAAGGAGACUUACCGAAACAAAUCUCCCCUGUUCGGAUGAUCCUGUAUGGCAACAACACGGACCCGCCCCCGUGCGAGUUCCACCACCGCCUCCCGGCCGUGGUGUUCUCCUCGGGGAGCACGGGGAACACGUUCCAUGAGAUUAGCGAGAUCAUCAUCCCCCUCUACAUCACCACCAAGCAGUUCGGGUCGCGCGUGCUCCUCGUCGUCGAGGACUACAAUCCUUCGUUCAUCGCGAAAUACCGCACCAUCCUCUCCCGUCUCUCGUACCGCGAGCCUAUCGACGCGGCCGCGAAUGCUACCAUCCAUUGUUUCCCGUCUACCGUAAUCGGGCUAAAGUACCACGACAAUCUGGCACUGAAUGCCAGUGACAUCCCAGGAGGGUACGGAAUGCCUGAAUUCCGUACCUUCCUGCGCACCACCUUUAGCCUGCGGUACGCGUACGUGUCGCAGGUACCCAGGCCGAGGCUGGUGUUUCUGUCGCGCACUAGCACAAGGAGGUUCCUCAACGAGGACAAAAUGAUCGACAUGAUCAAGGACGUCGGGUUCCAGGUACUCGUGGUUAGACGGUUGAAACUAGCGUCGAACCUCGAGAAAUUCUCGCGGCUAAUAAACUCGUGCAGCGUGCUGCUCGGCAUCCAUGGUGCCGGGCUCACGAACGAUAUAUUCUUGCCCACGGGCGCCGUGAUGAUCCAAGUGGAGCCUCUGGGCCUCGAGUGGGUUUCCAACACGUACUUUGGCAACACGGCCCGCGCGAUGGGCGUGCACUACCUGCGCUACCGGAUUGACCGAGACGAGAGCUCGCUGGCAAAGGUAUACGGCCGCAACAGCUCGGUCGUUACCGAUCCGAGAUCAGUGUUCAUACAGCAUGGUAACAGACAAGCGAGAAAUAUAUUUCUUGAUCAACAGAAUGUAAGAAUCAAUCUUACUCGAUUUAGGGAGACAAUUGUUGAAGCGCUUAGUAUUGUUACGGAUUCGCCUGCUAGGUAAUAGUGUUAUGAUAGGGGCCAGCCCGACCAAAGACGAAGCCCACUCAAUACAUGGAUUAUAGCUUUUAAAGUAGUUAGGAUUCAUGUGUAUCUUUUUCCUAUUUUAUUCCCUUAUUUUUGGACGUAUAUUGUGAGUCAAUUAGAAUAGAUUUUAUUAUAUC
This is a messenger RNA of Salvia hispanica, 1976 nucleotides long. Its product is annotated as alpha-1,3-arabinosyltransferase XAT3-like. The record is from RefSeq and is a predicted model, not a curated record. NCBI's taxonomy places the organism in Eukaryota, Viridiplantae, Streptophyta, Magnoliopsida, Lamiales, Lamiaceae. Gene Ontology annotation, molecular function: glycosyltransferase activity.